Molecule: messenger RNA, 3513 nt
Organism: Tuber melanosporum (Perigord truffle)
Lineage: Eukaryota; Fungi; Ascomycota; Pezizomycetes; Pezizales; Tuberaceae
Exons: 11
Coding region: 1-3513 (1170 amino acids)
Biological process (GO): transmembrane transport
Cellular component (GO): membrane
Molecular function (GO): ATP hydrolysis activity; ABC-type oligopeptide transporter activity; ATP binding
Source: RefSeq, a predicted model, not a curated record
AUGGAGGCCAAAAAGCUAACCGAAGGUGUCUCUGCCGACGGCCACGGACUUGCGAAGCAAAAUUCCUUGUCCUCGCUCUUUGCCUUCGUUCGCAAACGGAAUUUCGUAGCACUCCUACCGGCAUUGCUGUUCUCCAUUGGGAGUGGAUUGGCUAUUCCCACAAUGUCCUUACUGAUGGGUCGAAUAUUCAGCUCUUUUGCAGGGUAUAGCAGCAACAAUAUUGGUUCGGAGGAACUACUAGCUUCUGUAUCGAGGUAUACAAGCUACUUAUCACUUCUCGGAGCGACUAGGUGGCUUGUCAGCGGCUCGUUCUUCGCGUCGUGGCUGGUGUUCGGAGAACUUCAAGCGAGAGUUGCCCAUGAGGAGCUAUUCCGGGGUAUUGUUGGUAAAGAUAUGGAAUGGUUUGACACACGCAAGGGAAUCGCCGAGCUAGUUUCUGGGUGUCAGACUCAAAUCAAUGAACUCAAAAGUGCAGUUUCGGAACCGCUUGGAUUCACGGUCCAAGCUUCUGUGACUGCGUCCGUAUCACUAGGGAUAGCUUUAUAUCACUCCUGGUCGCUGACCCUGGUGAUCCUCUCAGGAGCACCAAUAGCACUCUUACUCCUCUCCUUGCUCUCAAUCCGUAUGGAACCCUUCAUAGAAGCCCAAAACGUGCACAUGUCCUCCUCGGCAAACACGGUGAGUAGGUCCUAUACCGCUAUCGAGACUGUCAAAGCGUUCAACGCUCAGGGCCUUGAGCUCCGGAACUUUUCCGCGGCGCUAGGAAAGGCCGCGAGAGCGUAUCGGUCGCAAGCGAAUCUAUUUGCGCUGCAGGUCGGAUGUAUUAGGUUUAUCACCUUUGCAAUGUUUGUGCAGGGGUUUUGGUAUGGCGGAGUGCUGGUUCGGAGAGGGAGGGCCGAUGCUGGAGAUGUUAUGACCACGUUUUGGUCUUGUCUUAUGGCAACCCAGAGCUUUGAGAUAAUAUUGCCACAGAUGAUGCUGUUGCAGAAGGGGAUGGCUGCAGGAGGAUCGCUGAAGGGAUCGCUGAAGCAGGUCGAAAGGGGGAGGAUGCCUUUAAAGACGGGAGAUAUAGUCCCAGAUAUAUUGAAUGGAGAAAUAAAAUUCACAAAUGUUUCAUUUACAUACCCAUCACGGCCAAGCCAACUCGCCCUCAACAUGGUAGAUUUCUCCAUCCCAGCUCACAGGACGACGUUCAUAAUUGGGCACAGUGGAUCCGGAAAAAGCACAAUUGGCAAUCUUGUGCUUAACAUGUACCAGCCGGUAUCUGGAGAAAUAACUAUCGAUGGUCUUCCCUUGAACUCUCUCGAUCAAGAAUGGCUGAGGGAGAAUAUAACCGUGGUUCAACAACCGAGUGUCCUAUUCAAUGAGACGAUAUUCCGGAACAUUUCCGUUGGAAGGAAAGAUUAUCGGAAUGUUACCGAAGACCAGAUCAGAGAUGCAUGCCGUAUGGCAAUGCUGGAGGAUACGAUAUCAGAAUUACCUCUCGGUUAUAAUACUCUUGCCGGAGUUGGCGGGAAACAAUUGUCAGGUGGUCAGCGUCAGCGGGUUGCGUUAGCUCGUGCAAUACUGAGAGACACGGAGAUAUUAAUACUUGAUGAGGCGACGAGCAAUUUAGACCAUAAAACUGGGUCAUCCGUGAUGGAGUCAAUCCACGAAUGGAGAAAAGGCAAGACGACUAUUAUAAUCACACAUGACAUAACACAGAUCAAACCAGAGAACUAUGUUUUCAUUCUUGAGGAUGGUAGACUGGUUCAAUCUGGUGUUAGAAGUUCCAUAGAAGAUAGGCAUGGGCUAUUUCAAUCAUUUCUGAAAGCUUCAUCUCGGGAAGCUAACCGCGGGAAGGAAGAGAUAAGCAAUGACAUGGAACUCACAGAACUACCUAGCUUCCAAUCCCCACCCUCACGCAACCGCUCUUCAAGCGGCUACCGCAUCCUCCUUAUAUUCGGCUUCAUUGCAGCAAUGUUCCACGGCAUCUCAACGCCGCUUUUCUCAUUUUUUCUAGCGAGACUUCUCCUAUCAUUCUUUGACACUACCAAUACACCCUUGGAAUCUCGCAAAUGGUCAAUACUAGUCCUCGCUAUAGCCGGCCUAGACGGAAUAAACUCGUACAUAAUGCACUACCUUCUGGAGUCUUGUGGGCAAGCAUGGAUCGACUACGUCCGCAUCCGGGCGUUCUCCCGAAUACUCUGUCAACCGCUCACUUGGUUUGACGGGCACGAGGCAUCUUCGAUAACAGAGCACUUGGGAAAGAAUGCAGAAGAAAUGCGCAAUCUUCUUGGACGAUUCGCUGGAUAUGCAUUCGUGGCUACGGUAAUGAUGAUUUCCGGAAAGGGCAAUGAUGCCACCAGUCGUAUCGGGAACAUAUUUGAGGAGACAGUUUCGAAUAUCAGGACUGUCAGGGCGUUGUCAUUGGAAGGGUAUUUUGGGGGGAAGUUUUUGAAAGCUACACGGGCUGCUGUGGGGAUUGGGAUCCGGAGAGCGAUAUAUGCAGGGAUCGGGUUUGGGGUGGCGGAUUCAACCAUAUUAUUUGCUACGGCGUUGAUAUUCUAUUCCGGGGCACGCCUUAUAUCAACUGGUCAUUAUACUCUAGAGGAGAUAGUCACUGUAUUUACGCUAUUGCUGUUCUGCCUAGCGAACGUUAAUGCCAUUAUUGGAUCAACUAACCUGCUAGUUCCACAAAUAAAUAAUAGCAAAGAUACGGCAACUCGUGUUCUCAAUCUAACAACGCUCUCCUUCGGCUCGCACGAUGAACAGAACGGCACCAGGGCACCAGACUUUACGGGUCCACUUGUUUUCCGGAAUGUUACUUUCGCAUACCCGAGCCGCCCCAGCCUCCCCGUCAUUUACAAACUCAACCUGAUCAUACAUCCCGGUGAAUGCGUUGCCAUAGUAGGACAUUCCGGUUCUGGUAAAUCAACCCUAACGUCUCUCCUCCAACGUUUCUAUCUCCCACUGCAUGGCACAAUAUUCCUCUCAUCGGACCCUCUCUCCUCACUUGACCUUCCAACUCUCCGCUCUCACAUAUCCCUAGAAAAUAUCUCCUACGGCGGAGGUUGUUCUCGCAGCGAGGUAGAAUCAGCAGCGCGUAGUGCCGGAAUUCAUGAAUUCAUUGAUAGUUUGCGAGACGGGUACAACACCUGCUUGGUCAACGGUGGAAGCGAACUUUCAGGUGGCCAGGCCCAGAUGAUUGCGAUUGCUCGGGCGCUUGUGAGGCCAUGCUCGCUUCUGAUAUUUGAUGAGUGCACGAGCAGCCUCGAUAGUGAGAGUGCAAGAGUGGUGCACGAGACUAUUAAGCGGUUGGCGGAGGGAGAAAGGAAGAUGACUGUUAUUAUUAUCACUCAUAGUAAGGAAAUGAUGAGGUGUGCUGAUAGAAUUGUGGUUAUGAGUAAGGGGGGGGUUGUUGAGGAUGGGAGGUUUGAGGAGUUGUGUACGGGAGAGGGGGAAUUGAAUAGAUUACUAGUAAGGGGGGAAUCGAGAAGAGGGAAUAGGGGAGGCGGGUUGGAUUUGGUGUGA